Molecule: messenger RNA, 570 nt
Organism: Euleptes europaea (tarantolino)
Lineage: Eukaryota; Metazoa; Chordata; Lepidosauria; Squamata; Sphaerodactylidae
Exons: 1
Coding region: 1-570 (189 amino acids)
Biological process (GO): intracellular protein transport; vesicle-mediated transport
Cellular component (GO): cytoplasm
Molecular function (GO): GTPase activity; GTP binding
Source: RefSeq, a predicted model, not a curated record
AUGGGGCUGUUAUUCAGCAGGAUCCAAGAUGCCUUGCGGGGUUUCUAUGGGAUGCAGGCUCGUAUCCUCCUGUUGGGCUUGGAUGCCGCCGGCAAAACAACUCUCCUCUAUCGGCUGAAACUGAACGAAACGAUAAUCACUAUCCCCACUGUGGGUUUCAACGUCGAGACGAUCCAGCCUAUCAACAACGUCACUUUCACCAUGUGGGACGUCGGUGGUCAAGGGCGGAUCAGGAUCCUUUGGAGGCACUACCACCCCAACACAGACGGGCUGGUGUUUGUGGUGGACAGCGUGGAUAGCAGUCGCUUUGCAGAGGCCCGGUCUGAGCUGGAGGACCUCCUGCAUGCCGAGCUGCUGCGUGGAGCACCCUUGUUGCUGCUGGCCAACAAGCAAGACUUGCCCGGAGCCUGGCCCCCCAUGCAGGUGGCGGAAGAGAUGGGUUUGAGGAAGCUGCAAGGAUUUCAGUGGCACGUGCAGGGCUGCUGCGCUGUGAGCGGGGAAGGUAUCCCAGAGGCCAUGACUAAGUUCGCCGAAAUGGUCAAGCAGUAUCGCAAAGCCCGGGGUAUGUAA